AUGUCUCCUACUCCCCCACUUCCUCAAGGUGCUGGCUAUGCCGUCGUACUUGGUCUCGGGUUAUUCUUUGCGUUGUUGAUGAACAUCAUCACAUGGAUACAGCAGAAAUUUUCUGACUUUUCGCCUAAUUCGGCCUCUGAGUUUUCGGCUGCAAGCCGAUCGCUCAAGACCGGUCUGGUUGUCGCUGGUAUCAUCAGUUCAUGGACAUGGAGUUUGACCCUUCUCCAAAGCGCGACUCAAUCGUACUCUAUGGGAAUAUCAGGAGGGUACUGGUACGCAAUUGGAGGCACCCUCCAAAUUGCCCUUUUCUCCGUUAUUGCUAGCAAGGUCAAAAUGAACGCUAAUAGAGCGACUACCUUUCCUGAAGUCGCGUACAUUCGUUUUGGUACCGCAGGCCACCUUGCUUUUCUAUGGUGUGGGCUUGUCUGCAAUGCCAUCGUAUCGGCUUGCAUUCUCCUUGGUAGUGGCACUGUCGUGACGGCGCUGACUGGAAUGAAUGCGUAUGCCGCGUUAUUCUUGAUUCCCGUUGGAGUAGCUAUUUACGUCGCUACUGGGGGUCUGCGAGCAACGUUUAUCUGCGAUGCGACACAUACAUUUGUGCUACUGCUCAUCCUUAUCUGUUUCUCCUUUAUUAUCAUGACUGGGGACAACGCCAUUGGUAGCCCCAGAAGGUUGCACGAGCUUCUUGUGACGGCAUCUGAGUUGUGGCCUGUCGAGGGGAACUACCACGGCUCUUAUCUUACGUUUCGAUCGCGGUCUGGUUCCAUUUUUGCGGUUCAAUCCAUCAUCACAGGUUUUGGCCUCGUUACCUGCGAUCAAGGGUACUGGUCAAAGGCUAUUGCCUCCAACCCGUCAACAACAGCAAAGGCCUACUUCCUUGGAGGUUUUGCAUGGUUCUCAAUCCCUUUUACGUGCGGUACUGCGCUCGGUCUGACGGCCCGCGCCCUCGGCUCUAUUCCCGGCUUCCCCGUCCUGUCAAGCUCUGAUAUUGGUUCAGGCUUGGCUGCUGUUGAGGCAGUUAGCUUCCUUCUCGGAAAGGCAGGAUCCGUCCUGAUGCUUCUACUCGUUUUCCUGAGCGUUACCUCGGCUCUCAGCGCCGAGCUCAUUGCGACAUCAACUCUCCUUUCUUAUGAUGUCUACCGUCAUUACUUCAAGCCGAACGCCACGAGUAAGGAGGUUGUCACUGCUUCACGAUACUUCAUCGUAUUUUGGUCCGUGUUUUCUGGAGCUUUGGCAUCUAUUUUCCACGCUGUGGGCAUCAACCUUGGCUGGAUCUUCUACUUCCUUGGAGUGUCAACAGCAUCUGGCGUGUUCCCGAUCGCCUUGACUUUCCUAUGGAAAGACCUCAGCGCAGCAGGUGCCGUCGCAGGAUCUAUCGGCGGCAUGAUCAUAGCGCUCGUCACUUGGCUCGUUACCGCAAAAUGCUACAUGGGAUCUAUCACUGUUGACACACUCAGUGAUCAGUGGGUUUCAUUCGCUGGAAACGCUGCGGCUAUUAUUUCUGGUGGUGUCCUAUCCAUUGGGUUAUCGCUUUGGCGUCCCGCGAACUUUGAUUGGGAGAAGACACGAGGUAUGAGUGUUGUCGAGGAGGAAGAUCUAUCAGCCACUUCAAGCAGAACAAGCGUUCAAUCGGAAAAAGUGAAAGCGAAGGACGACGUCCAGAGUGUUCACUCCAUUGAAGAACGGGCAUUCGUUUCUGGCGCUGAAAUCGACGGCUUGGAUUUGGCGGCACUGAAUAGGACCUUCAAAAAAUACAGCGUUAUCUUUACCGUUGUAGCGGUGAUUAUCACUUUCGUUAUACCUGUGCCUCUGAGCGCUGCACCGUACAUCUUCUCACCAAAAUUCUUUACGUUUGUGAUCGCUGUCAUGUUUAUCUGGCUUUUCUUUGCGUUCUUCCUUGUAGUCAUCCUGCCUCUCAUAGAAUCGCGUCAUGCUUUGAAAAGAAUUACCCUUGCUGUACUUGGAGUACGUUCAUCUCAAUCUACAUAA
Laccaria bicolor S238N-H82 is the source of this 1989-nucleotide messenger RNA. Its product is annotated as urea transporter. NCBI's taxonomy places the organism in Eukaryota, Fungi, Basidiomycota, Agaricomycetes, Agaricales, Hydnangiaceae. The record is from RefSeq and is a predicted model, not a curated record. The transcript has 13 exons. Bases 1 to 1989 code for a protein of 662 amino acids. Gene Ontology annotation, molecular function: urea transmembrane transporter activity. Gene Ontology annotation, cellular component: plasma membrane. Gene Ontology annotation, biological process: urea transmembrane transport.